AUGGCAGAAGGAACAAAGCUAGAUCCAGAAUGUGACUGCCCUGUGUGUUGGAAUCCAUACAACAAUUCUUUCCGCAUACCCAAGCUGUUAGACUGCCACCAUUUUUUCUGCUUGGAAUGCCUGACGCGGUUGAGCUUGGUGACACAGCUGAGGAACCGCUUGCAGUGUCCACUGUGCCGUCGUACCACAAUAAUUCCUAUAAACCAGGUGGUAAGUGACCUGCCCACCAAUACUGCCUUACUCAGCAAUCUCAAACCAGAGAAUCACCAAGAAGCUCCACAUCUUUGCUCCAAGGACAUACGUAAACUGCAUUUCUUUCAACGUCCUCCAUCAGUCUACACACUCAACGUCGGUGUUGAAUCUGGAGCCUUGUUUAGUUCUAACUACAACCAGCUCCAAACUCCCAUUCCCACCAUCCCCGAUGAGGACUCUCUCCAUCAGUGUGUACGGAAUCCACAGUUCCGCAUGUUCACUUACCUGAUGUUGACUAUGCUCAUUGUUAGUCUGCUCCUUAUUUUUUCGGUCUUCUGGACUCGAAAGUAUCUUUGGGGUCCCGGUUAG
This is a messenger RNA of Bombina bombina (fire-bellied toad), 561 nucleotides long. RefSeq names its product ring finger protein 183 (gene RNF183). Lineage: Eukaryota; Metazoa; Chordata; Amphibia; Anura; Bombinatoridae. Gene Ontology annotation, biological process: protein ubiquitination. The record is from RefSeq and is a predicted model, not a curated record. The transcript has a single exon. Bases 1 to 561 code for a protein of 186 amino acids. Gene Ontology annotation, molecular function: ubiquitin protein ligase activity.